AUGGGAAUCAUCAAUAUUAAUUCACUAAAGGUCACUCCCGCUAAAGACAAAACUGUUGAUUUGUGUUCUGUACAGUUCAAGUCAGAAAAUGAUAUUAGGCCUAAAGGCGUACAAAGGGCGAUUAAGAGAUUAAAAGAUGUUGGGUUAUUGUUUAAAGUAAAUUUUUUGGUUCUUAUUUGUAACACCCUUGGACAAUCCAAGAGCAUGGGCACAUGUGAUGUAUCAAUGCUUUCAAGGGUUUUAGAGGAUUUAGAUUUAAGCGACAUAGAUUGGUGUUCAUACGUGUUAGAGUGUUUGAAAAAUACAAAACAUGCAUGGAAUUCUAUAAGUGAUACAUCUUACUAUGUUGGUCCUAUUGUCCUAUUGAUGCUUAUAUACCUGGAGCAUGUUUCAUGUGAUGCGGUUACGAUCGAUCGUGGAAGACCUGUUAUAUGUUUCUGGGAUGUGGAAACCAUAUGCUUACAUGAGGAGUAUGAAAUCAGAAAUGGUGGAAUUGGUUCUGGUGAACUUCAGGAUCCUUACAUACCACGGGAUGACAAUGCCGAAAAUGUUAACUCGGAAUACCUUUCCACCAUUGAAAGUACGUUAAACAAGCUAGUUGAGGAUAAUCAUAUGUUGGCCUCAAAACUUGUAGAGGCAAUCGAAAGGAAUCCUCUUGUUUGUCAUUUCAACGAAUAG
Molecule: messenger RNA, 678 nt
Organism: Lactuca saligna
Lineage: Eukaryota; Viridiplantae; Streptophyta; Magnoliopsida; Asterales; Asteraceae
Source: the annotation of a GenBank genome assembly